UUCUGGGAUAACAGGGAUGGCCACUGAUCAACUGGUCAGAUCAAUACUGGCUGGAUGGUAUGCUACAUCAAGUGAUGACAAGGAAGUAGAAAUAGAUGAUGAGAAAGGCGAGCGGCAUCCAACAAAAUGUCAUCUUGAUGAUGUGAUAAAUGUGCAGCUAAAGCGGAAGUGGAAUGCACAGGAAAUUCAGAAUGCAGGUUUUCACAGUUCUUUAAGUGGGGGCAAUCCCUUGUUGGCUGACCUUUCAGAUUCCUAUGUCAGCAAUUUGUCAAUGGCAUCAGGAAUAGUUCAUGAUCGUGUCGAGUUUUUCCAUUACAUUCAAUAUGAUGUUAUCAAUGACACAUUGAUGACAACAGUCAAGCUCCAU
Messenger RNA from Paraglomus brasilianum, 367 nucleotides. NCBI's taxonomy places the organism in Eukaryota, Fungi, Glomeromycota, Glomeromycetes, Paraglomerales, Paraglomeraceae. The record is from the annotation of a GenBank genome assembly.